UUCGCGUCGCGUCGCCAGGAAAAAAAUCCCGGGAAACAUCUUUCGAAGGAAACCUGAACUCUGAGAGCUUGGGGUUGUGUAUUGGUGGGUGGCUGGAAAGGAACCAGCGAGGUGAAGGAGGAAGAGGUUUUUUUUGGAAGAACCUGUUACAGCAGCAGCAGCGUCCAGGGUCAAGGUGCCGCGCGCGCGAAAGAGAGCAAAACGCGUCGCGAGUGAGUGGGUGGAGGAAACGACCGAGUGCGUUUUGUUGGGGCUUGUUGUUCUAGCUCUAGUUGCUAGAGCAGCUGAAUUAGUGCGGUGCGGUGUCUAUCUUCGGAGGAUUCUGAAGGAUAUCCAUAGUUUUGGACCUGAUUCAAAUCCGGAGUGCUUUUUUUGGUUUUGUUUCAAGAGUGCUCCUACAGAGCUAUCAAGUGAUUGCCUGCAGCAGCAGCUGAAAAUCUCAACCAAAGUGCGGGAAUCUAUUUCGGGAGAUCUUUGAGCUUAAUUACCCCAGGGAUUUGCGAGAUUUCAAGGGGGUGUGGACCGCACGGUCCCUUUUAAGCAGAUCGGAUCUGGUCCCGUGAUUCCAUCUGAACGUGGGGACAACGCGAAACCGUGUCCUAUCUUGGCCGUCGACGUCGCGACGUUCUUUAGGACUAAGUAGUGGUGCUGCGUUGAAAAGUGUGGGUGGAUGCAUCCGGUUGUGAAGCGGCCUUCAAGGUGUUCGCCAGCCAAAGUGUAAACAAGAAACGAAGUUCUACACAGAGUCAACAAGGCGAUCGGUGGCUAAAGGAUUCCACCCCCAGCAAAAUUGGUUUAUAGGCUGCAGGCGCAUAAAACGAGAAGAAAAAUCCAAAGCUUCUCAUCGGUUUCCCACGGGCGGAUUUUUCCACCCUUUCUUGGAUGGUUUAAAAGAUAACGCCACCCCCCGGGGGAAGAUCCGCGUUUCGCACGGAACGGCACCGAUAAUUUACGAGCUUAUUUUGCUGCCGUUAUUGGUUUGGGGGGCUCCUCGAAAACAGUUCCGCCACUAAAAGUUUUUGGUUGUGUGUUCCAAAAUUUGUGUGUGUGCAUUUGCGUGUAUGUGUGAGCUGCUAAACGUUGUAAGUGGCGUUGCAGAAAUUUGCCUCCCGCGGGUGCCAACAAGUGAAAAUUAUUACUACCAAAAGCAGUAAAAAAUAAAAUAAAAUUAAACGACGGGCAGUGGCUGUGAUUUUGUGUUGUUUCGUUGUUGGGAAUUCUUCGAUAAAAUCUGAAAAUUUCACCGAAUCGACGGUUGCCGCAAUUUGGUUCAUCUCCUUUGUGUUAGUGAAGCCGGACGGAGGAAGCAAGUUAAACAAAAGAAAAAUGGCGUUUCGACGCGGGUUGCAGAUUUUCGGGGGCAGAUCCUAUCAUCAUCAUCAACAACAUCGCUACUGCUGCUGCUGCUCGAGCUCGUGGCCGGUGAUGGAAAUAAGUGGUUUAAAGUGAUUGAUCCGGUUUACGGGUGGGUUGGCCGUUUUUAGCCAGCAAUCUUCCAAUAAAUUUGUGGUUGUGAUAGAAGAAACGACGACGGCGACGAGUGGGCGGGCAAGUGAAGUGGAAGGAAAAACAAAUUGGUUUGUCGGUUUAUCGUGUAAGGUUAGAAGUUGAUUGAAUUGAGCCCAGCCCCGAUAAAGAGCAACAAGCAACAAGUUUAUUGGUAGUGCAUUCUUCAGUUUGGUUCUGGUGAAACACGAAGCGUCUCGAGCUUUUAGGAUACUCUGAUGUGAGGAAAAUGGCCACAACCUAUGGGCGAACUGGACAGAUUUCCAAUUUGGUGCAGCAUCGUUCCGAGCAGCAGCAGCAGCAACAACAACAACAGCAGCAGCAACAGGCGGUAGUGGCCAUGGGGGGCCAAUCGGCCAUGGGGGUGGUCACUUCGGUGGCUUCGGCAGGACCGAAUCUGGUCGAAAGGACGAUGCGAGCAAUCGGGAGGGUGGGCCAGGCCGUCAAUCUCGCAGUGGAAAGAUUCGUGACGGUGGGCGAAACAAUUGCGGAUGACAAUCCAGAAAUCAAGCAGGACAUGUACGAUGCCUGCAAGGAAGCACGGGCAGCUGGCUCAUCGAUAGAGCGUUUAUGUGAUAUUGCGGCAACGGAUCCGGUCGGCUACUCACCCCGGCCAACGCCAAUUGACGACAGAGGGCCCAUGAUUCGGGCGGCCAGGACCCUGCUAAGCUCGGUGACCCGGGUUCUGCUGCUGGCCGACAUCGUGGUCGUAAAACAGUUAUUAUUAGCCAAAGACAGGGUAACUAGAACUUUAGAUAGAUUAGAAUCAGUGGCCAACUUUACAGAAUUUGUGAAAGCUUUCUCGGUAUUCGGCGCUGAGAUGGUGGAACUUGCACAUGUGACAGGUAACCGACAAAAUGACCUGAAAGACGAACGCCGGAGAGCGCAAAUGUCCUCGGCCCGGCAGGUUCUGGAGCGUUCCACGAUGAUGUUGCUGACGUCUUCGAAGACGUGUCUGAGGCACCCGGAGUGCGCCUAUUCCAAGGAAAAUCGAGACACCGUGUUCUGCCAAAUGCGUCGAGCGAUGGAUCUGAUCCACUAUGUAGUCAAGGAUGGCAUUCUGGAAACGGCCAACGAACGCAAUGCACUGAGACAGGUCCCCGAAUGGGAUUCGGAGCGAGCGACAGCCUUCACCUGUUUGCGACACUUUUCUCGACUGUUGGAAAUGUCCCGGCCCGAUUACGACCGCCGCUCGGCCGGCAAGAGUAACUCCGGGGCAGCCGCUCAACCUCCACCCUCCUCGCACCAACAACAGGUCAGCAGUUCCGGUUUCGGUCCGCCGCCGCUCACUUCCAAGGAUUGCAUUUCGCCAACCUCGCUGCGGGACAAGGAAACUGGCAUCGAAUACGACCAGCGGCGACGGGAACUCACUCGACGAAAUAGCGAACGCGACCGGGAUCGUAACUCGAUCGGCCAUUCCAGAGAGUAUAGUACUAGGGAACGCGAGUUCCCCAAAUAUGACAAUAAAUCUGAACUAGGAAUCUUAAUAUUUUCCACCGAUACCCGGGAGCAGCUUCUGGCUGCGCUAGACAAGGUUUGUGAAAAGACUCAGGACUUUACCGAUUCGGCUUACACGAGCCAUGACCAUCGGGAGAAUAUCCUUCUGCUGUGCGACCGAGCGAAGCUUGAGCUGAAUCAGCUCCUACGAAUCGCGAUGAGCAUGGAGCAGUAUCCGAAUGCUUCUUAUGACAUCGACAGUGCCAUCGAGAGUGUACUGAACGCGGCCCACGAGCUGACCAUACAGCUCACGAUGACGGCCCAGGACCAAUCGGCCGAAGUUAAUCACAUCAUCAAGUCCGGCAUCGAUAUUGCCAACUCGCUCAGGAACAUUGCCUUAAAUCAAGAGAUCGACCGGCUGCAGGAGUGUGCGGAUCGGUUUCACGAGCAUAUCGAUCACGUAUUAGAGGUCUGCAAGCUACUCCGUCAGAUAGCCCUCACCGAAACCCUCCAGGUACAAGCCAAAUUUACCGAAAUCAAUGUCCGGAUCUACGGGCCCCAGGUCAUUACGGCGGCCAGGGCCCUGACCUCCCAUCCGCAGAGCAAAAUUGCCAAAGAAAACCUAGAGGUGUUUGUCGACAUGUGGCAGUGGCUGUCGACCGAUGUGACAACAAUCACGAAAGAAGUCAUCGAUUUGGCUCAAAGUUCCAGCAAAGGGGACAAAACCACCGAGUAUCUAAGUCUUCCGAGACCGGGGAAACAUGGAACAACCUCGAAACCACUCAAACCGACUCGGCUGGAUUCGGAGGAGCAGGAGAAGAUUGCCAAAACGGGGCUGGAGAUGAAAAUGGUGACCAACGAGAUGGACGCCGAGACGGACAAGUGGAACGGAGCCUCGGAGGAGAACAAUGACAUUGUUAAGAGAGCGAAAAACAUGUCAUCGAUGGCGUUUUCCAUGUACCAGUUCACCCGGGGCGAGGGCAGUCUCCGGACAACGCAGGACCUCUUCACCCAGGCUGAGUACUUUGCUGAGGAAGCGAAUCGGUUGUACAAAGUGGUGCGCCAAUUCUCCUAUCAAGUCCCGGCUGGUCCGGCCAAAAAAGAGCUGCUGGACCAUCUGGACAAAGUGCCAACCUACGUGCAAACCCUUCAGUUCACCGUCAAAGAUUCAACCGUCGGAAAGGCGGCCACUUUCGUGAAGGUGGACCACGUCAUCAACGAAACCAAAAAUUUAAUGAACGUCAUCAGCAAGGUGGUUUCGACUUGCUUCGAAUGUGCCAGCAAGAUAUUCGAGCUGACCGGGAUGCCUUUCGACAACCGGUUGAUCAACAUCCCGGUCGUGGCCGCUCCGAUUGUAUCCGAACAGCACCAACUUGGCGGAAGAAAGUCCUACAAAGACAAGUAUAAGCUAGAUUUCAGCGGCCUGGCCGGUCGGGCAGCCAGCGGAGGGGCCCGGGACGAAGACGGCGGUUCCGGACUGGCCGGCGAGAGCAAGGGCUCAUCGACAGGAACCGAGGCGAGCAUGUGACAGUACGGGAUGGCCCGCCGGGGCGUUAAAGGUGAUGCCCGGCGGACCCGAGUCUCCUUCCUGCUAUUUUAGAAUAAGCAUUAAACAUUACAUAUGACCGUAUUUAUCGAAUUUAUAUUCCAUACUUGUGUACGUUUGAUGAUUCUCGUGUACUCCUAGAGCAGACAAAACAGUUCCGGCAACGAAAAAAUUCCCAGCAGAACCCUUUACCAAAAAAGUAAGAAAAAUACAAACAGGUAGAAACGAUUCUAAAUAGCAACCAAAACCCAACUAGCUAAGAAACAAAAAAAAAGCAGAACCAACAAACUUCGAAGAAACGAAAA
This is a messenger RNA of Uranotaenia lowii, 4794 nucleotides long. RefSeq names its product alpha-catulin (gene alpha-Catr). The transcript has 14 exons. The coding region runs from base 1736 to 4471 and encodes 911 amino acids. The record is from RefSeq and is a predicted model, not a curated record. NCBI's taxonomy places the organism in Eukaryota, Metazoa, Arthropoda, Insecta, Diptera, Culicidae. Gene Ontology annotation, molecular function: actin filament binding; cadherin binding. Gene Ontology annotation, biological process: cell adhesion; Rho protein signal transduction.